Messenger RNA from Brassica oleracea var. oleracea, 2016 nucleotides. Its product is annotated as probable pectinesterase/pectinesterase inhibitor 23. NCBI's taxonomy places the organism in Eukaryota, Viridiplantae, Streptophyta, Magnoliopsida, Brassicales, Brassicaceae. The record is from RefSeq and is a predicted model, not a curated record. Gene Ontology annotation, molecular function: pectinesterase activity; pectinesterase inhibitor activity. Bases 172 to 1905 code for a protein of 577 amino acids. Gene Ontology annotation, biological process: cell wall modification. The transcript is spliced from 3 exons.
ACUCCAAAAACCCAUCCCAAAACGAACCAUAGCUAGAAGGGGCCUUAUAGCCACAGUUGCAGGCCCCGUCUGCUCCAUUUCUAACAUGUAAAAAACACAUUAGGAAACUUAGAAGAAAAAGUUACCUCUUUCGGCCUUUUGAGUUUUGUGUAUAAAGAAAACUACAAAGAAAUGGCGUUGGAUGAGGACAAGAAACAGAAAUGCCUCGUCGCUGGUAGUGUCUCGGCUUUGCUAGUGAUCAUGGUUGUCUCGGUAGCUGUCAUAACAUCUAAAAACUCACCCAAUGAUAAUCAGAUCAGGCAAACCACCAAAGCCGUUAAAGCAGUUUGUGCACCUACUGACUACAAAGAUAUAUGCCUCAAAAGUAUAAUGGACGCUUCUCCCAACUCCACAGAGCCUCUCGAACUCAUCAAGCUUGCCAUCAACGUCACUAUCGAAUCCAUCAACCAGGGCCUCAAGAAAGCCUCUAUAGAUGUUAAACCCAAGACUGAUGAAGACCCAGAAGCAAAAGAUGCUUUUGAGCUCUGUGAGAAGCUAAUGUUUGACGCUAUUGAUGAUCUUAAAAAAUGUGUUAACCGUGGGUUCUCAGCUACUCAAAUUGUAGGCUUUGUUGAGGAUCUUCGGGUUUGGCUAAGUGGUGCCAUUGCUUUCCAGCAAACCUGUAUAGAUUCCUUCAAGGAGAUUAAGUCUAAUACUCUUAUGAUUGACAUGCGCAAAAUCUUCAAACCAUCAAAAAGGCUUACCAGCAAUAGCCUCGCCAUGGUUACUGAACUUUCCACCAUUCUCCCAAAUUCCAACGUCACAGGACUAACAAAAGCUCUUUCGAAAUACGCCAGAAAGCUUUUGAAUACAGAAGAAGAUGGUAUCCCAACAUGGGUUAGACCAGAGGUACGGAAGCUCAUGGAAGAAGAAGCACCAACAAUAGAAUUAGAACCACAACCACCACCACCACCACCACCAGCGAAAACUGAUGCGGUGGUGGCUCAAGACGGAAGUGGACAGUUCAAGACAAUCGCCGAGGCUCUAAACUUUGUUCCCAAAGACAACAGUCCAUUCAUCAUCUACAUCAAAACGGGCAUAUACAAGGAGCAAGUAAAGAUCACAAAGAAAAUGCCUUACGUCACUAUGAUAGGUGAUGGACAAAACUUGACCAUAAUUACCGGCAGCCUCAACUUCGGCAUCGGAAGAGUCAAGACUUUCCUAACAGCCACAGUCACAAUCGAGGGGGAGCACUUUACAGCGAAGGCCAUCGGGAUCGAGAACACGGCAGGACCAGACGGACGCCAGGCGGUGGCGAUGAGAGUCUCAGCGGACUACGCCGUGUUCUACGAAUGCAGAUUCGACGGUUACCAAGACACUCUAUUCGUCCACUCCCAACGCCAAUUCUACCGCGACUGCACCGUCACGGGAACCAUAGACUUCGUCUUCGGCGACGCCAAGUGCAUCCUCCAAAACUCCGUGAUCGUCUUCAGAAAGCCCAAGAAAGGCCAGACGUGCGUCGUGGCCGCUCAGGGGCGCAGCGACAGGCACGAGUCCACCGGGCUGGUGUUCCAGAACUGCCACGUAACGGGAGACGAGGAGUACAUGGCAAUUAGGCCCGCGAAGAAGUCGUUCCUAGGGAGGCCGUGGAAACGGUUCUCGAGGACGAUCAUGCUGAUGUCGGCGCUGGAUGACGUGAUCGAUCCGGACGGGUGGCUUCCCUGGAAAGGUGAGUUUGCGCUGAAGACGCUGUACUACGCUGAGUAUCUGAGUGGUGGGUUUGGAGCGAAUGAUAGCCUUAGAGUUAAAUGGCCUGGUGUCAAGAAUAUAACGGCUGAAGAGGCGCAGUUAUAUACUGGAGGUAGGUUCUUAGGUGGUGACUCGUGGAUCCCUCAUACCCAAGUUCCGUACAUUGCCAACUUGUAGGAGAUUAUUACAAUUUGUACAUGGUUUUUUUUUUUUUUUAAAUGUGUUCUACUGAAACUGUGUUAGAGUGAAGUACCUAAGUUGAACUGAUUAGUGGAUAGAAAUAAUUAA